AUGGUUCUCAGUAAAGGUACGACAUUUGUGGUCGGUGUUGACGGUGGUGGAAAAAACGAUGAUAACUGGGGAUGUUGGGUGUUCUUCGUGGUUGUAAUGGUGGUUUCCGGCAAAGGUGGGGCAGAUGGCGAUGGUGUCAACUGGUGGUGGUUUAUGCUCGGUUGUAAAGGAGGUCAAUGUAGAGACGCUCGACGAUGUUUAAUGGCGAUAAAGAUGGUGUGGCUUGGUGAAUCUUGUGUUCUCGGCAACAAACACACGGUAGAGAUGAUGGUGGUUUAA
Molecule: messenger RNA, 279 nt
Organism: Lactuca virosa
Lineage: Eukaryota; Viridiplantae; Streptophyta; Magnoliopsida; Asterales; Asteraceae
Source: the annotation of a GenBank genome assembly